This is a messenger RNA of Alternaria viburni, 765 nucleotides long. RefSeq lists its product as uncharacterized. The transcript has 2 exons. Gene Ontology annotation, cellular component: mitochondrial matrix. The record is from RefSeq and is a predicted model, not a curated record. Gene Ontology annotation, molecular function: L-glutamate gamma-semialdehyde dehydrogenase (NAD+) activity. Lineage: Eukaryota; Fungi; Ascomycota; Dothideomycetes; Pleosporales; Pleosporaceae. The coding region runs from base 1 to 765 and encodes 254 amino acids.
AUGGUAGGAGAGACAAGUGGCAAGAACUUUACUCUCCUUCAUCCAACGGCGGAUGUCCAAUCUGCGGUGAAGCACGUCGUUCGCGCUUCGUUCGAGUACCAGGGUCAAAAGUGUUCGGCAACGUCUCGCCUGUACCUUCCAGAGUCUCGAUCGAAGGAGUUCAUCGACACGUUGGUCGAUGAUGUGAAGGGUAUUACUCAGGGUAACCCACACGAAGAUCUCGCCGCCUUCAUGGGCCCAGUCAUUCACCGUCGUUCAUUCGAAAAGAUCAAGGCUGUCAUCGACGAAAGUAAUCAGGAUUCUUCGCUCAAGCUUCUGGUUGGUGGUACUUAUGAUGACUCUGAAGGCUUUUACAUCAAGCCAACCGUCUACCUCGCAGACUCGCCAGACCACAAGCUUUUCAACUAUGAAAUCUUCGGUCCUGUACUCGCAAUAUACGUCUACCCUGAUGCGGAGUGGAACCAGGUUUUAGAGAAGGUUGAUCAAGCUGGUGGUAAUUUCGCGCUCACGGGUGCUGUUUUCGCCAACUCUCGUAUCGCUAUCCGUGAGGCGGAAGACGCGCUACGCUACUCUGCUGGCAACUUCUAUAUCAACUGCAAGACCACCGCCGCGCUCAUUGGCCAGCAGAGCUUCGGCGGAAGUCGCGCAAGUGGAACCAACGACAAGGCAGGCUCUUCGAACCCAAUGUUUCGGUUUGUCUCUCCACGGCAAAUCAAGGAGGAGUUUUUCCCGGUCGUUGACUACCGUUACCCUUCAAACAGCUGA